This is a messenger RNA of Saccostrea echinata, 390 nucleotides long. RefSeq lists its product as uncharacterized. Lineage: Eukaryota; Metazoa; Mollusca; Bivalvia; Ostreida; Ostreidae. The transcript is spliced from 2 exons. The record is from RefSeq and is a predicted model, not a curated record. Bases 1 to 390 code for a protein of 129 amino acids.
AUGAGGGCUGACCUCAAAAGAAAUAGAGAGGGGAAGAUGGAGCAGAAUCGACGCAAAAAUAGAGAGACCAAACGCAAAAGAUGUAAGUUGAAGAGCAGACUGGUCCAAGUCGGAAGGGAUAUGUAUUUCACAAAGGAGGAGAAGAGGUCCAUGAGGAAGGCAUUCGCGGUCGAAUCAAUGUCGCCUGAAGUAACAGACGACGAGGACGAAUCAAGGAAGGUGUCAAUCCCAUUUCAAUGGGAGUCGUCCAGGAUGACAGAAAUCAAGAGAGAAAUAGACCAAGACUACCGUAAAGCCUUGACAGCCCAGUCACGCAGACAGAAGGCUUCCGUCAACAGGAGCUCUACUCAAGUAAUGAGAACAUCUCCUCCCAAAGAAAUUCCCAGCUGA